AGAUCAAGCCACACCGCUCAGCAAGCAGACAGUGACGUCAUCGUCUUUAUAUAAGAGCAUAAAUCGUCUGAGGCAAGGAUUUGUUGUUGUUUACGUGAUACGAUCGGAGCUGCAAUUAAAAAAGAUAUCAAACGGGAAAAUGAACAUGGAAUGGAAGAUCGUCGUUCCUUUGCUCGCGGUGGCCUUUACCGUGGCGAGCAGCGCCGGUUUGAUCGGAGGCCCCAUGGACGCAAAUAUGAACGAAGAAGGAAUGAGAGACGCCCUGCAGUUCGCCGUGGUCGAACACAACAAGCAAACAAACGACAUGUUUGUCAGGCAGGUGGCCGAGGUUGUCAAAGCGCAGAGACAGGUGGUAUCUGGGAUAAAGUACAUCUUCACAGUGCAGAUGGCCAGGACCCCGUGCAGGAAGGGAGGUGUUGAGAAGGUCUGCUCCGUGCACAAGGACCCAGAGAUGGCUGCGCCCUACCAGUGCACCUUCGAGGUGUGGAGCCGCCCCUGGCUGAGCGAAAUCCAGAUGGUCGAGAACCAGUGCAAGCAGUAGACACAAUGAAGAGAAGACUUCAAUCAAUGUCUAGUCUACCAAAUAACUAGUAUUAUCUAGUGUUAUUUGUUAGUCUUACCAAUGCAGUUCAACCUCCUUCUCUAGGAUAUAUUCAGAGAAUCCAACUAAUCACUGAUUUUCAAACUUAUUGCAUUCCCACACUAAUAAAAGCACUUAUUACAAACACUGCUAUCUUGAAAAUGUAGUAUUAAAAUGAUGCAACAGUGACCUAAAUAAAGAAAAGGUUUGGAACAUUUA
This is a messenger RNA of Coregonus clupeaformis (lake whitefish), 799 nucleotides long. Its product is annotated as cystatin-like. Bases 140 to 541 code for a protein of 133 amino acids. The record is from RefSeq and is a predicted model, not a curated record. NCBI's taxonomy places the organism in Eukaryota, Metazoa, Chordata, Actinopteri, Salmoniformes, Salmonidae. The transcript is spliced from 3 exons. Gene Ontology annotation, molecular function: cysteine-type endopeptidase inhibitor activity.